Molecule: messenger RNA, 468 nt
Organism: Neohortaea acidophila
Lineage: Eukaryota; Fungi; Ascomycota; Dothideomycetes; Mycosphaerellales; Teratosphaeriaceae
Product: mitochondria fission 1 protein
Exons: 4
Coding region: 1-468 (155 amino acids)
Biological process (GO): peroxisome fission; autophagy of mitochondrion; mitochondrial fission
Cellular component (GO): peroxisomal membrane; mitochondrial outer membrane
Molecular function (GO): protein binding
Source: RefSeq, a predicted model, not a curated record
AUGGCGAACGAUAACCUCCCGUAUGCCGCAGAUGCUGAAGCUCCCCUGAAACCCGCCGAGCUGCAAGUGCUGCGCGCGCAGUUCGAAAAAGAAGGCGAAUACGUCUCGCUCCAGACAAAGUUCAACUACGCAUGGGGCCUCAUCAAAUCCACCUCGCGCCACGACCAGCAAGAAGGCGUGCGUCUGCUGUCGGACAUCUUCCGCGCCAGCCCUGAUCGGAGACGAGAGUGUCUGUACUACCUCGCGCUCGGGAAUUACAAGCUUGGAAACUACGCGGAGGCCAGGCGGUACAAUGACAGCUUGUUGGAGUUGGAGGGCGGGAAUAUGCAGGCGCAGAGUCUGCGGCAGUUGAUUGAUGACAAGGUGGCCAAGGAGGGGCUGAUGGGCGUUGCGAUUGUGGGGGGGCUCGCUGCUGCGGCUGCCGUUGGGGUGGGAUUGUUGGUGAAGGGGGCGCAGAGGAAGAGAUGA